Molecule: messenger RNA, 846 nt
Organism: Malassezia vespertilionis
Lineage: Eukaryota; Fungi; Basidiomycota; Malasseziomycetes; Malasseziales; Malasseziaceae
Exons: 1
Coding region: 1-846 (281 amino acids)
Biological process (GO): nucleosome assembly; regulation of DNA-templated transcription
Cellular component (GO): nucleolus
Molecular function (GO): DNA binding; histone binding
Source: RefSeq, a predicted model, not a curated record
AUGCAAUUUGCGGAGCUGAAGCGUGCGGCGCUCGCACAGACUGCGGCGCAGCGGGAGGCGUUUGAGGAGCGGACACGAGAGCGUGCGGCGCAGCGUGAUGUUGCGCAUGCGCGGGCAGAGCAGCGCGAAAAAGAGCGUGCACAUUGGCUUGCACGCGAGCGUUUGCGUCAAGAAACGCAGGAUACCCGAGGGGACAAGGCACAAGGGGCGCAAGCGGCAGUGCGUAAUGCCAAAGCGGCGCGGGCGACCGAGGCAGCGGCGCGGAACAAGCUGCUUGGACGCAACGCAGAGGUGCGGUCGCCCGCAUUCCAAAAAGCGAAACGCGCCGCAUCACGGCAUCGCGCCGGUGCCACGAUGCGGAAUAAGCAUGGCGGCGUGCCACUAACGCGCGAGGAAAAGCGCCAGAAACGCAUGGCGAGCGAGAUGGGCGUGGCGUUCCAGCACGGCCAAGCGCGGGCGCCAGCGCCGCCCAAUGCGACGAGCGGCGGCACACUGCGAUGCAAGACGGCGCGCGAAACGUUUAUCGAGGAAGAGAAUCGACGCAAGCGAGAGGCGUUUGCCAUACGCGUCGACGAUGCCGACGAUGCCGACGAUGCCGGCGACGCGGGCGACGCGGGCGACGCGCGCGCCAACGCCAUCUCGGACGAGAUCUGGCGCUUGUUUGGCAAGGACCGUUUGCGCUACGCGGCGCGGGAUAUUGACAGCGACGAAGAUAUGGAGGCCGGCGCUGAUGACGUUCUCCGCGAAGAGCGGAUCAGCGCGCGGCAAGCGCAGAAAGAAGACGAGCUGGCGGCACGCGAGCUCGAAGAACGCCAGCAGCGUAAACGCGCAUUGCAACGUAUGUAG